Messenger RNA from Cavenderia fasciculata, 765 nucleotides. RefSeq lists its product as uncharacterized. The record is from RefSeq and is a predicted model, not a curated record. NCBI's taxonomy places the organism in Eukaryota, Evosea, Eumycetozoa, Acytosteliales, Cavenderiaceae. Bases 1 to 765 code for a protein of 254 amino acids. The transcript has 2 exons.
AUGGACCAACUCAACCAAGACAAACCAAACGAUUUUGUCCGCCUCUGCCGCAGCGAGUGGGAAAAGCUUACCCAACCCUACGACGUCAGCAGAGAGGCUGUACCCAAGCCAGCAAUGGAACCAGACAAAAGAGGAAGAGUACCUCUCAAACAAGUGUACCUCCAAAGGCUGACCAUAGCCAACGAAAAGUGGAACGUGUACGACCCGACCCCAGGCCAAAAGAUCUUAGCAACCGAUGACAGAGUGUAUCCAAUGAAUGCACUAGCUGCUCUAUCUACCAUCGUACUACCAAAGGGUCGAGAUCUGGUUUGGAAAUACGUAACCAAAUGUCUCCCGCUCGUCAGGGGUGACCCAGUCGCCUCCACCUGUGUGACGUGUGGCAAAGAUGAAUCCUCCAAGCAUUUGUUCUUCCAAUGCAAGGAGACCACGCUGCCAGUGAAGAUACUGAAAGAGGUUACUGCUGCCAACAACAUUCCACCACCAGUCUGGGACAUCACCCUCCUCAACCUCAAACAAACUCCAAUGACUAUAAACUUGGUCGCUGCAGCACUAGAACGAAUAUGGUUCCGACGUAAUGAUCUACGUCACCAAAGAGAUGAACCAUUCACUGAACAAUACCUGCGAGCUAGAUUGAUAAGUGAUAUGCGAAUCGAACAAGCAACAACCCAAAACAACCCAACAGGCUUGACACUAUACAAAAAGAUACAUGAUCAACGUCCAUACAACAUGUAUCAUAGACAUGGACAAACCCCCAGAACAAAUUAA